GAAGGAACGUAAAAGGGAGGAACAAAUUAGAACAGGAAUAAUAAAGGGAGAGGCGGAGGCUGGCCCAUCACUGACUCACUGAAAUUUUAUAACGUAGAAGAGGAGAACAGAAGGACGGGAAGGAAGGAACUGAGGACCGUAACAAAGCUGUGUGACACGAUCCCGGGUCGCUAAAAUACGUUGUUGAUUUCAGCGACGUUAGCAGCAUCACUUCCACCUCCUGCGCACCAUCCGCAUCUCUGCUGCUGGGGGAGAAGACUAUCCGCAUCUCAGCAAGCUGGAUCCAGAUGAUGGGGCUUUUGCUGUGUUUCCUGACCCUCGGCUCAGUGGCCCUGAAGCACACUGCUGGUGGAGAUGUGUGCGUGUCAGGUCAUGACAGUGGACCAGUGUUUGAAGAACAGCCAAGCAGUUUAAUUUACCCUGAAGGCCUGACUGAAGGCAAAGUGACCCUUAGCUGUCAGGCCAGAGCAAGUCCAGCUGCUUCUUACAGGUGGCUUGUGAAUGGCACUGAGGUUCCUUUGGGUUUGGACCGAUACACCCUGGUUGCUGGCACCUUGGUGAUUAGCAGCCCCGAACCCACCCGGGACACAGGCUCGUACCAGUGUCUAGCCAUCAACCGCUGUGGUACCAUCAUUAGCAGAGCUGCUAAUCUCAAGUUUGGUUACCUCCGUGACUUCCCUCCAGACAGCAGGAGUCCUCAAACAGUUUAUGAGGGUCAAGGAACAUUCUUGGCCUGCCAGCCCCCUCCACAUUACCCAGCUUUGUCUUACCGCUGGUUAAUCAACGAGUUUCCCAACUUCAUCAGAAAGGAUGAUGGGCGCUGGUUUGUGUCACAGGUCACAGGAAACCUGUAUGCGGCAAAAGCUGAACUCAAUGACACUGCAAACUACUUCUGCUUCACAACGAUCAACAUGGAAAUCAGUACAAAGAGCACCUUCAGCAAAGCCAACCAGCUCACUGUACUGCCCGAUGCCAAUCCCAGGAAGUCAGCUCCAACCAUUAAAGUGCGAUUCCCAGCAGAUACCUACGCCCUUGCUGGACACACCGCCCAGUUAGAGUGCUUCGCUUAUGGAAAUCCAGUUCCAAAAUUGCGGUGGAGGAAGGUGGAUGGUUUAAUGCCAUCCAAGGCGAGCCCCACUGUGGCAGGUCCCACCCUUACCCUUCCUGAACUCACCUUUGAUGAUGAGGGCAUUUACGAGUGUGAAGCCUACAACUCAGAAGGAAGUGACACAUACCAGGGACGCAUCAAUGUCCAAGCUCAGCCAGAAUGGUUGCAGGUGAUGAGUGACUCAGAAGUUGAAAUCAGCUCAGAUCUUCACUGGAGCUGUGUAGCUGCAGGAAAACCUCGACCCUCUGUACGCUGGCUACGUAAUGGGCAGCCACUUAGUACACAGGACCGUGUGGAGGUGAAUGGAGUUCAUCUUAGAGUCAGUAACCUGGCUCUUGAGGAUUCUGGGAUGUACCAAUGUGUGGCUGAAAACAAGCAUGGCACCAUCUACUCGACUGCUGAACUGAGGGUCCAAGUUCAGGCUCCAGAUUUCAGGUUGAAUCCAGUAAGGAAGCUGAUUCCAGCAGCUAGAGGGGGGCAGGUAAUGAUUGAGUGUCGCCCUCGAGCUGCCCCGAAGCCCAGUCUGUUCUGGAGUCGUGGAACAGAGUUGCUCACCAACAGCAGCAGAAUCACAGUAACUCCAGAUGGCAUCUUAUGGAUCCACAAUAUCAGCAGGGCAGAUGAAGGGAAGUACACCUGCUUUGCUGAAAACUACCUUGGCAAAGCCAACAGCACUGGACACUUGUCUGUGAGAGAUGCCACCAAGAUCACACUAGCACCUUCUAAUGCAGACAUCAAUCAGGGGGAGAAUGUGACGCUCCAGUGCCAUGCUUCCCAUGAUGCAACUAUGGACCUGACCUUCACGUGGUCCCUCAAUGGGGUCCCUUUGGACCUGGAGAACUCUGUUGGGCUUUACCAUCGAGUGGAUGGGAAGGAAAACAUUGGUGACCUGUUGAUUGUGAAAGCUCAGCUGAGUCAGGCAGGGAUAUACAUCUGCACAGCACAGACUGUGGUGGAUAGUGCCUCAGCUUCAGCUAAACUAGUGGUUCGAGGCCCACCUGGACCUCCUGGAGGUUUAUUGGUUAAGAAUGUAGCUGAGACAUCAGUGGAACUCAGGUGGAGUCGUGGCUAUGAUAACCACAGUCCUAUUGGCAAAUAUGUCAUCAUGGGCCGAUCUUCUUUCUCAUCUGAAUGGAAGAAGAUGAGGACAGAUCCAGUGAACAUUGAAGGAAAUGCAGAGUCAGCUCGUGUGAUAGGACUGAUGCCCUGGAUGGAUUAUGAAUUCCAGGUAAUUGCCAGCAACAUCCUUGGCAGUGGAGAGCCUAGCAUGCCCUCCCACAUCAUCCGGACACUGCAAGCAGCUCCCACAGUGGCCCCAAGUGGACUUGGAGGAGGAGGAGGAGAUCACAAUGAACUCAUUAUUACUUGGACGCCCAUGGCCAGAGAAUACCAGAAUGGUGACAGCUUUGGCUACAUCUUGGCAUUCAGAAAGAAGGACACAUCAUCAUGGACAACUAUGCGAAUUCCCCACGUAGAGUCCUCACGAUACGUUUACUACAACAGCAGUCUGGUGCCGUACACUCCUUUUGAAGUGAAGAUCAAAGCUUAUAACCGUAAAGGAGAAGGUCCAUUUAGCCAGAUUGCUGUGGUUCAUUCUGCAGAGGAAGAGCCAACUGUGGGACCUUCAAGCAUCAAUGCCACGGCGCUGUCCGCCUUUGAGAUUCAGGUUUCAUGGGAGCCUGUCCACCAGCUCAGUGCCAAUGGCAUUCUGAGAGGAUAUGAGAUCCGGUACUGGCGACAACAUGAACGAGAAGCAGCAGCGGACCGAGUAAGGACAGCAGGGAUGGAACCAACAGCCAGGGUGUCUGGACUUCGACCCAGCACUCGAUACCACGUUGCUGUUCUGGCAUACAACAGUGCCGGCACAGGACCACCCUCACCACGCACCACCAUCACCACCAGGAAACCACCUCCCAAUCGUCCUCCAGGCAAUGUGUCAUGGAAGACUCAUGGCUCGUGGGUAACGGUGAGGUGGGACCAUGUGAUGGCUAUGCACAAUGAAUCAGCUGUGCUUGGCUACAAAGUUCUGUACAAACAUGAAGACCAGGCAGCUUUGAAGUUUCUGGACAAGGGAAAGACAUCACUGAGCCUGCCACUUCCGAAGGACAACGGUUACAUUGUGUUGGAGAUUUGGUCAUGGGGCGAGGGUGGGGACGGGCCGGCACAUGAGAUUAUUGUGUCCCGGGAUUCAGGGACUGGCAUGAUGGUACAGAAGGAUGGCUCCGCCACACUGUCCCGUCCCCCUGUCCACCUCCUCUGUGGCUUGGCUCUGCUCACUUUUGCGUUGAUGUCAGUCCUGUGAUCUCAGCCAGUCUGGACUUUUUAUUGUCAGUGGCUUGAAACUAAUGUUCUCCUGUAAGGAUGGGUGGGUGUUGUGCAGGGAUGGGAGAGAUGGGAAUUUAGUUUUCAUUUUUUAUAGUAAGGAACUUUUUAAAAAAUAUCUGAAUGAAAUGUUUAAGGCAGUAUUGUAUUUGUGCACUGCUGUCAGUAUAGACCAUGCCUUAUUGGGACAUCUGUGACUGACAUGUCACAUAAGCGCGUCCUGGAAACUGUAGCUGGCAAGACUUCAGGUGUAUAGUACUCAUAGAAUCAGCAGUGUAUGUAACCUGUCUACAUACAGUGCAGCCAUACAUGUGAUGGAGGUUUGUCUGUUCACACUGAGGGCAGCUUGCCUCUUUUGAGCAGUUGUGUCGUAAGAGCUGUAACGGCAUUAAUAUCAUGCAUUCACUUGGGAUUCACAAAUCUCUUCUAACUGCAAUUGUGAUAAAAAUUAAAAAGAGACUGAUACCUAAAUUUAAUUUCUAAAGUCAAAAGCAGCUCUUCUAAAGACUAGGAAGACUAAAACUGCCACAUACGGAUAACAAAAGACAGAAUUCAGGUUUAAACCUUUAAUAUACUUCUACCACAAAGUAAAGUUCACAUAUCCAAAAUAUGACCUGAUGCUUUUGUUGCUUACAGUGUGAACACACAAUAAAAAGGCCUUCCUUGAGGUUAUGAAGAAUUGCUUUGCUAGUGUCUCUGUGAUUGUGUGUGUUUCUUUUCCUCAGCUGUAAAUAUAGCAAGCUACAGAACUAUGUCACUGGUCCAGAUGAUUGUUAACAUUUUUAUGUUUUGUUUAAUUUCAGGGAAGCAAACUUUGAUUGUAUUUAAUUCUUUGUUGAUUUUAUUUUUCUUUUUUUGUGCCUACUUAUGUGAAUAAUUCUGUCAGCGUUGGGAAAAUGUAUGUUUAAAGUUUUUGGUUUUACUGCAGCUGCUUUUAUGCUGAUAGGCUGAGAAAAGAAGUCCUUGGCAGCAGGGGUGAAUGACCAGAACAACACAAAAGCGCUGAUCACCAAAGUUAUCAAAGUGCAGUUUACAGUUCAGUUAUAUAUUGUCUUCAUUGUAAUCCUGUCAGUCUAUCAGCUCUUGUGUAACAAAUCUGGCUCACCACACUUUACAGGAAGGAUGUGACCUCUGUAAUUCUUACAGUACAUCAAGUGCUUAAAAUGUGUGUCUUUGUUGAUGUCUAUUUAUUUAUUUAUUGUUCUUGAUGUACUCAGAACUGUUUUCUAUCAGCAGGUUUAUUUUUGAUAGUCUGAAGGGUAGCUGAUGCUUUGAGUUUAAAUUACUGUCGAAGAGAUAGGAGUGACAUGGUUUUGGUUUUCUUUAACUACCCACGAAACAUCCCAGUACUUUAAAUUUGGUUUUUACUCUGCUGUUUUGUUUUUAUUUUACAUCUGUGACAAAACUCACUCUCAAUGCCUGCAGCACUUAAUGUGUUGUUCAUAAUUUAUACAGACUGUUCUUAAGUCAGUAAGAGGCAGUCGUGGUGGUGGCGCACAUGCGUAUUAAGGUUGCGACUUCUAUACCCAUACCGGCAACUUGUGGCCUGGCAAUGGGAACUGCACAGUCUUGCGAUUCUGUGUGAACGGGAAUAGUUUUUAAAACGUUUCCAUCUUUUUUUCCACCUUUCUUUCCAUUUUUCAAAAACAGAAAAAGUCACAGUUUCCACUCGAUCAUUCUUGUGUAAAUGGGGCCUUAGUAUAAACAAAGAAUUCAACUACAGCCUCAUGCCUCUACAAAAAUACAUUUUAGCCACUCAAACAUGAUUUGUCAGUAUUAUUUAGAAUUAGCAAACUACAAAUGUACAGUUUAUAGUCCAAGUAAAAUAAAAAUGUUUACAGUAUAAAUUGGAAAGGUUACAGUGCCAAAAAAUUAGGCCAAGGGAAAGCUCAGUGGUUAAUUAAAUGCAGUCCAACUUUUCAUACUAUACUAUGAAAAGCUUAUUGUCGUGACUCGUGAGUAUAAUAAUAAACCCUGGUCAAAGUUAUAGGACAGUCAUUCUUAAAAUAGUGCACUGAUUAGGAAUCAAAGAGAAAUCCUCUGUAUAAAAAUCCAGUGUUCUGCAGACCCAUCCAUCCAACAUUUCUAAAUCUGUGUCGCUGGAAUUCCUCCUUUGGUCACAUCAAAAUGACUACAGCCUCUAGAGGAAAAUGUACCUCAUAUUUAAGCAUAAGCGGUAUAGCUUUACAAUAAUUCUGUGCAUAACACCCAUGUCAUCACACAUUGUCACUGACUCAAAUUAGCCAAAUUAACAGUUCCUUUUACAUUGUUUGGUUUAUUUUGUUGUAUUUCAAUGUGUGAAUGGUCUGGACAACCAAAACACUUGGUCGUACUUUGGUAUUUGUUUUACUUUUCAGAUGGUUGUAUGAUAAACCAGUUGAUUCUAUGAUGAUAUGCUUCAUUUGACAAGGAAAAUGUAACAUUUUAAACAUUUUAUCCUCUUAUUUUACAUCCAAAUGGGAUUCAUCAUUUAACUUAUGUUAAGCUGGGUGUGGUGAACAUAUAUAUGGUAAAUCUAAGAAAAUAUAAUUUUCUGUCUGUAUGUAGAUAGCUGUAGCUAGGUAUUAUCAUUAGUGCUCAUGUGUUCAUUGAAAAAUUAAGUUUAAAUUCAGGUAAGACUAGACCAAUUGUGAACAUACUGUUAUUUUGAGCCAACAAAUAUCAAAAAAAUGAAUUUGUGAUGUCAGUAUUAUUUCAAGCCUGAAUUCGAACAUCUGUCACUGUCUUACAUUCAGCUAUAUCAAGCAUCAUGCCACUGCUUUAUCUCUGCACCAAUGGAAAUGCUUUUAGACCCAUUUUAAUGAUGUCCUUGUUUGUGUUCUUGUGCUUUCCUGUGUAUGCUUUUUUUUUGUUCCAAUACUUUCAGUGUUCAUUGCUGAGCCCUAAAAUCAUAACCCCAUAUCUAGGUAUCCAGUCACGAAAUGAAAGUGGCUGACCAUUUAGGUUUACUGAUGGACUGACUUUUUGCAUUACUUUCUUACAGUGGCAGUUCAAAUGGCUGAGCUGAAGUGUGCUGGACAAUGUUGCCUUUGAGCUUUUUCAAAAUUGUGAUUGAGAGGAAAUGUGAGUGGAGAGUGGAGGUUACAUGUAUAUAUGAAUUUAAAUAAACACACUGGGAUUGUA
This is a messenger RNA of Archocentrus centrarchus (flier cichlid), 6553 nucleotides long. It is a transcript of the gene cntn2, whose product is annotated as contactin 2. Bases 288 to 3410 code for a protein of 1040 amino acids. Gene Ontology annotation, biological process: brain development; cell-cell adhesion; axon guidance. NCBI's taxonomy places the organism in Eukaryota, Metazoa, Chordata, Actinopteri, Cichliformes, Cichlidae. Gene Ontology annotation, molecular function: cell-cell adhesion mediator activity. Gene Ontology annotation, cellular component: axon; plasma membrane. The record is from RefSeq and is a predicted model, not a curated record. The transcript is spliced from 23 exons.